UUGGAGCACUGAGCUCCUCUGGACACACACAAUUUACUGUUAAUAACUGAAAUUCAAAGAAAAGUUUCAGACUAACAGGUUUGGGCUUACCCAGAUAGCAGUGCUGGAGAGUGAAUGAAGAUGGGGUGUUCUUUUCAAAUCACUGGAAUUCCAAAUGAACAGGAUAAGAUGUGGACAAGAAUCUCUUUCCUAAUUUUUACUUUUUCUGUACUAAUCCAUGAUUCUGUCCUUGUAACAGGAAGAGAAGAGGUUUUACACAUCUCCCCGACAGCUCCUGUUGUGAGUGUGGGUGCGUCGGUGGAAUUGGUCUGUCAGACUCAGUGCCCAAACAGCCAGCCCAACUGGGAGAAGACCAUCGACUCUGCUCCUGGAAAAAUUACCUCUCACCCAUUGAAGGCAGUUCUCCGAAUCGACAAAGUGCUGGAGUCGUAUGAGGAUGACUACAAAUGUACCACGAUGUGCAGAGGAAAGUUCUACUCCAAGGAUGUUUACUUAGCAGUUUAUUCAUUCCCACAUAAUCCCACCGUGGAACUGAUGUCACCUAAUCCAGUGGCUGGGCAAACAGUGACCCUCAGAUGUUCUGGACAAAAUCUUUACCCCUGCCAUAAGGUCAAGGUUUAUUGGUAUCAGGGCCGUGAGCCGCUCCCUGACCCUGAGGAGCCAACAGUGACAAGAAAUGACCACCUGUGUAACACGGUCUCUCAUCGAAACUACACAACAACCAGCAAGGACCGAGACCUCACCUUCGCCUGUGAGAUUCGCCUGGGACUACCCACAGCUGGAUUCCAAAGCAAGUACAGCUCACUGGAGAUCCACCUGAACUCUGGACUUUACGAUGUCUGGAUUGAGCCAGUCCAGACGGUGGAGCUUGCUGGGAGACCUCUCUCUCUGUCCUGUGGUGCGGGAAGUAGCAAUGUCCCUACAAUUACCUGGAGGAAAGCGGACUCAGGGAGCAUGGCCCCUUCCCACUGGAACAUCAGCCAGGGGACCAGAUAUUCAACACUCUACAUGGAAGAGCUAGAGGCUGGAGACAGAGGAGUUUAUAUCUGUGAAAUCAGCGAUGGUGAAAGCCACACCCAACGUCAGAGCUCAGUAGAAGUUUGGUACAGACCUCUGGAUGUCUCCAUCGAGGGAGGGGGCAGUGCCAGGGAGAGCGAGACGCUGGUGUUAACCUGCCAGGGAGAUGCCAACCCCGAAGCCAACAUCACGUGGGGGAGGAGAGAGGCCGGGGGUGAGCAGCUGCGGUGGAACAUCUCCAUGUCCCGGGGAAAGUCGGAGCUGAGAAUCGAUUCCCUGAGGCGUGAUGACCACGGGCUUUAUGAGUGUGUGGUGGAGAAUCCACUGGGGACAGUGAGGCUGGAGGCUCACCUCAAUGUGGAAUAUGGACCUCGGGAUGUCUCCAUCGAGGGAGGGGGCAGUGCCAGGGAGAGUGAGACGCUGGUUUUAACCUGCCAGGGAGAUGCUAACCCCGAAGCCAACAUCACGUGGGGGAGGAGAGAGGCCGGGGGUGAGCAGCUGCGGUGGAACAUCUCCAAGUCCCGGGGAAAGUCGGAGCUGAGAAUCGAUUCCCUGAGGCGUGAUGACCACGGGCUUUAUGAGUGUGUGGUGGAGAAUCCACUGGGGACAGUGAGGCUGGAGGCUCACCUCGAUGUGGAAUACGGACCUCGGGAUGUCUCCAUCGAGGGAGGGGGCAGUGCCAGGGAGAGUGAGACGCUGGUGUUAACCUGCCAGGGAGAUGCCAAUCCCGAAGCCAACAUCACGUGGGGGAGGAGAGAGGCCGGGGGUGAGCAGCUGCGGUGGAACAUCUCCAAGUCCCGGGGAAAGUCGGAGCUGAGAAUCGAUUCCCUGAGGCGUGAUGACCACGGGCUUUAUGAGUGUGUGGUGGAGAAUCCACUGGGGACAGUGAGGCUGGAGGCUCACCUCAAUGUGGAAUACGGACCUCGGGAUGUCUCCAUCGAGGGAGGGGGCAGUGCCAGGGAGAGCGAGACGCUGGUGUUAACCUGCCAGGGAGAUGCCAACCCCGAAGCCAACAUCACGUGGGGGAGGAGAGAGGCCGGGGGUGAGCAGCUGCGGUGGAACAUCUCCAAGUCCCGGGGAAAGUCGGAGCUGAGAAUCGAUUCCCUGAGGCGUGAUGACCACGGGCUUUAUGAGUGUGUGGUGGAGAAUCCACUGGGGACAGUGAGGCUGGAGGCUCACCUCGAUGUGGAAUUUCCAGUGAAGCCUGACCUGGAAGAUGUAAUUCUCGGUCUCUGUGUCCCUCUGGUGAGCUUGCUGGGGAUUGGAAUUCUGAUUUAUUUAAUUCGCAAACGGCUCUUCAAAGACCUCACACAAGGGAAACCUUCAAUGUCAGAGAACAGAUCUUCAAAAGUCCCACCCAGUGCCCCUACACAGUCGAGUCCUACACAGUCGAGUCCUUGCUGAAGUGUUUACACUGUGGCCCCCUGGUGUUCAGGGUGGUGGCCAUGGGUUAGACAACUAUGGUGAAAAUAAUUCACUUCAAUCACAAAAUGCUGAAAAAUAAUCACUGAGCCAUUGAAAUACCAUGCUGAAACAUUCGAAAGGACAAAUGUGUUGUAAAGGUUCUAACUUCUGCAGCGGCACGAUUUCAGUGGUGUACACUGGCUCCCAGUCCAUCAUGAUGUUCAUGUUCAAAACCUGCAUCUUUGUUUUUCAAUUGUUGCAUGGCCUAUCCCUUUUCUGAAACUAUUUUCUGUUUUAUUACCCUCUGGGAUUCUAACUCCCAAACCCCUUCCCAAUCCUGGCCUCAUGCAUAUUCCUGGUUUUAAUUGCUGCAAUCCUGGUGCUGUGCAUUGAGCUGUUAAACUAUUAGGUCUGUAAUUCCAUCCCUUAACCUUUCACCUGUCUCCCUCUCCCUCUCCCUCUCCCUCUCUCUCUUUUCCUUUAAGAUGCUCCAGAAUACUUCAGUCAUUGACUGAGCUCCUGGUCACCUGUCCUAAUAUCACCUGAUGUGGCUCAAUGUGUUGUAUAAUGCUCCCCGUGAAACAUCUUGGGAUGGUUUGCUGCAUUAAAGGCGCUAUAUAAAUGCAAA
This is a messenger RNA of Hemiscyllium ocellatum (epaulette shark), 3049 nucleotides long. RefSeq names its product hemicentin-2-like. The record is from RefSeq and is a predicted model, not a curated record. Gene Ontology annotation, biological process: cell-cell adhesion. Gene Ontology annotation, cellular component: cell-cell junction. Lineage: Eukaryota; Metazoa; Chordata; Chondrichthyes; Orectolobiformes; Hemiscylliidae. Bases 115 to 2421 code for a protein of 768 amino acids. Gene Ontology annotation, molecular function: cell adhesion molecule binding. The transcript has 9 exons.